This is a messenger RNA of Amphimedon queenslandica, 488 nucleotides long. RefSeq names its product meiosis-specific nuclear structural protein 1-like. The coding region runs from base 2 to 289 and encodes 95 amino acids. The record is from RefSeq and is a predicted model, not a curated record. NCBI's taxonomy places the organism in Eukaryota, Metazoa, Porifera, Demospongiae, Haplosclerida, Niphatidae. The transcript has 2 exons.
GAUGGCUAGAAGGCAAAUACUUUUUACUAAAGGAGAUGUAGACAGAAUGAGAGCGGAGAACAGGAGGAAAGAGGUAGAGAGGACUGAGCAGCUCAAAAUGGUGGCACAAGACAAACUAAUGCGGGCCAACAUGGCCUCCGAGGAGAAAGUGGAAAAGAAGAUCCUAGCUAGAAUAUUGCAGCAAGAGGCCACGGAGAAAGAAACAGACGAGAAGAUAGCAGCAUCCAUUAGAGAGAAAAAGUUAAGAGAACAGCAACUGGAGCAAGAGAAAAUAAUAGCUGAAGUAUGAACAACUACAAAUACUACACAUUCUGAAAAGACUGACAUAGACUCUACACUAUUAUUGCAGUACUCUAUGUAAUGGCUUUCUCCCUCAAUCUCCUCCUUUCUCCACCCCAUUUUACUUCUCCCUCCUUCUCUCCCUCUUUAGGAGUGACAAAAGAUUAAACUUGAAUCCCAAAGAGAUGAGAGACUUCGUCAACAAAUCA